ACAAUGCUCGCGCCCCAGAACUCUGGCGCUGCAGCCUGAGGAGAGCGAGCCACUCAGGCCCCGAAAAAACGCCAAAAAUUAGAGAAAAAUUUGGAAAAAUUAAUAAAGCAUCAGAUCGUGAGGAGAAAGGCCGGGAAAGGUGUCGUGGGCUCUCCCGCGAACAAUCAAAAUGAGCAGUACUAAUAUCUACUGGACACCACCCAUGUCAGUUGGGACUGGGUGAAAGAGAGAGAGAGAGACAGCUUGCUUUUUUUUCUGGAAGUUCUGAACCUAAAGAAGGAUUUUUCAAAGCGGAGACUGCAUAAUCGAACCUGAGAGAACCUGCCCCCUUAAACUCCACUCCCAGGCACGAUCCAAACAGAGCCUGGAAGGUAGGGCAGCCACGGCCGGGGUUCAAUGGCAACGGCACCAUAGGGCUGCCAUGGCAGCAGCUGCCACCGAUGCCCCACACCACAUAACCACACUGACGCCGGAGGACGAGGAUCGACGAGCUGCCCCCAAACUGUUUGGAGGUCCAGCUCAAGUGAGGACGGAGAGUGAGAGAGAGAAGGAGACAGAGAAGGAGAAAAGCGGCAACGAGUGUUUGGUGUGUGGCACCCUCUUCAGCUCACAGGAUAAGCUUCAAAUCCACACAUUCAGUCACACAGGAGAGAAACCUUUCCACUGUUCCCAACCUCACUGCCACAAGGCCUUCAGCUCCAAAUAUAAGCUCUACAGGCAUAUGGCCACACACUCCCCACAGAAGACCCACCAGUGCUCAUUCUGUGAAAAGAUGUUCCACCGUAAAGAUCAUUUGAAAAAUCACCUGCAGACCCAUGACCCCAACAAAGAAGCUUUUAAGUGUGAAGAGUGUGGCAAGCACUAUAACACAAAGCUAGGCUACAAGCGCCAUGUGGCCAUGCACUCUGCCACAGCGGGAGACCUGACCUGCAAGGUAUGUUUGCAGAGCUACGAGAGCACUCCUGCCCUCUUGGAUCACCUCAAGAGCCAUUCUGGCAAGUCUUCAGGGGGCACCAAGGAGAAGAAACACCCAUGCGAUCAUUGUGACCGUCGCUUCUACACCCGCAAGGAUGUUCGCAGACACAUGGUAGUGCACACUGGUCGCAAAGAUUUCCUGUGCCAGUACUGUGCCCAGCGCUUCGGAAGAAAGGACCACCUCACACGACAUGUGAAGAAGAGCCACUCACAGGAGCUGCUGAAGAUCAAGACAGAGCCACCAGAUAUGCUGGCUCUGCUUGGUUCUGGCUCUCCAACUUGUGCUGUGAAGGAAGAGCUCAGUCCUAUGAUGUGUAGCAUGGGCCCCAACAAGGACUCCAUGAUGACCAAACCUUUCCGCAGUGGCACCCCUUUCUCUAUGGGCAUGUACAACCCACACCACCUCCAGGCCAUGUCCAGCCCAGGAAUGGGCCACCAUCACUCCUUGGUUCCUGGGUCACUGUCCGCUGCUAUGGGUAUGGGUUGUUCCAUGGAGCCUCCUUCAGCCUUACACCACCAUCAUCCGCAUCAUCAUCACCACCACCCACACCAUCCCUCCCCUCCACCUCCACCCCCACCACACCAGCAACAGACUCCACUGCAACCCCAACCCCAGCAGCAGCAUUCCCAACCUCCCAAGUACCAGCUCGGAUCUACCUCAUACCUGCUGGAUAAGCCCCUAAAGGUGGAGAUGGAGAGUUACCUGAUGGAUCUGCAGAGUGGCUUGCCAGUCCCACCCCCACCUUCGGCUGAUCCCCAUUCAGCUGCCUCACCUAAUAAAGAUGGUCUGGAGCCUCCACCUGGCUUAACGGAUGAGCUAUGUGGGGAUCCCCUCCUAUCUAAAAGCCCUGCCGUCAUUGCUGAAUCUCUGUGUGCUGCUAACAUGGACUUCUCCCAUUUACUGGGCUUCUUUCCGCUAAACCUGCCUCCCUAUAGCACUCCCAUGAGUUCGGGAGGCCUGGUGAUGGGCUACUCCACCUCCACUGCCUCUUCUUCUUCCUCAUCAUCGUCAGCAUCUUCACAUGCUGCCGAGUCUCAUGCUGCCACAGCAACAGCCUCAGUGCCUCUUACCUCUUUGCAACCUCAACCUCAGGAGCAACCAGGCUCCAGUGGAGGUCUUGGUCUCGGGCCCCUGCACCCACUCCCACCAGUGUUUAGCUCCAGCCUUAGCACAACCACCUUGCCUCGCUUCCAUCAGGCCUUUCAAUGAGGCUCCCACCCCACCCUGGCCUGCCACAGGCUGAGACAACUGAGGUGGCCCGGGGAAAAGGAGCUUUAGGGCUCCCUCUAGGGGUGGGAGAAUAAAACACUUGAACACAUAGAAGCCUUAAUUGAAGCGCACAAAUGCUUUUAAAUGAGCCUGGAGGAAAAAAACAUUUAUUUUCAAAAACGAAGUAAAACAUAGGAAGUAAGAAUACCAUGGAGCUUUUAUUUAGGCUUUUCCAGCUAUAUCUUAGUUAAACCUUUCCCUCAGCCCUUGUGUCAGAAAAUUCCUAGUUAGGGAGCAGCAUCAGCAGGCCUUUAAGGCAUGGUACCGCAUACUUUAUAAAGUAAUAAUAUGAGUUGGAGAAAGGCAAAGGAUAAUGUAUAAAAAGUCUUAAAUGUUUUUUAAGACUCUUAAAGAAUAGUUUGAAGUUAUUAAGCUUUUUUGUUGUUUGCUUUUACAAAUAUGAGACUUAAUUUAUAUUGUCUCUAUUCUAUUAAAGUCAGGUAUCAUUUAAUCGCCCUUAAACUAAAACUGCCUUGGCAGCCAGGAGAGGAAAAUUAGUGGAGGAAUGAAGUAGUGAUGUUGCAUAAAAAGUUCUCUCCUCUUUCACAGCCAAAAAACAAAUUCAUUGUAAAAUUAUACAACAAAUUUUCCUGUAAAAUGGAUUAGUUACAGUCGUUUAGACCUUAUUUCCCCCAGUAUAUUACAUACUUUAACAUUUACAAAACACACUUUAGUAUAAACAAGUUGCCCCAUAUAAAUGCGUACUGCUCUUCUAAAAGGUAUUUAAUGAAAAUACACAGUAGAUUGUGUGCGAGAGUUAUGUAAGCAAGGUAAGAGAUACAGUAAAAGGAAGAAGGCAAGAAAGGCAGCAAAUAAACUGCACAAUUUUACAAUCCUGCUUUUAUACACUGUGACCAUUCAGAACUAAGGACAGAUAAAAGGAUAAUGUAAAAAUCGUACAGGCUUAUGUAAGUCAAAGGAAGCACUUUGUUUACAGCAGAAGGCACUUGACCUUUUUGGGUUCCCUACUUCCUGAAACAAUUUACCUUUUUCUUCCUAGCCAAGCUUCUUACAAACAACCACAUCAAGUUUAUUUAAAAUAUAAAUUCUCUAGUAUUUAAAUGAUUAAAGCGCUUCAUAAUGGUUUCCUUCUUCCUUCCAGCACUAAUUUCAAUAUCUCCAUUUUUUUUUUUAACCUCCAGUUCCUGCCCACCUUAUUCUAAUAUGUAUGUUAGAAUACGCAAAGAUUUUAGGCAGGCUAAUAGAGUUAAUAGUUAAAUGGUAAUAAUCACCCUGACAUAUGUGAAUAGAAAAGAAAUGACAAGAUAGGGAAAAAAAUCUACAAGAGUAUUUUUGCAGUGUACGAAAUACCACAUCAAAAAGAAAUAUAUAAUUGCUUUUAUUUUAGUAAAAUGUACUUUAGAUAGACGUAUUAAAAAUUGCUGAUGGAAUUUUUACAAAAACAAAAAAGUCAGGUUUACAUAAUUAUGUAACCUUGGUUAAAAAAUGGAUGAAGUAAUGGCUUUUCAUUAUAGUCUUCCCUGUACUAUUUGUUCUAUUCUUUUUUUUUUUUGUAUGUGGGUCAAAGGAUGAUAUUUUGACCCAUGUGUAAUAGCCUAUUAGUAGAAUAAUCAAGUAGAAUGAACUACUCUUUAAUCUUUAGUGUUGCUUAGAGAGGCCCAUAAUGUGACCCAAUUUUGAUCAAAAUUAUUCUCUUUCAGUAUUGGAACAGACCUGACAGAUGUUUUUGGUGUGGCUCGCAUCCUGUGGUCAUUAUACAAUUAUACUUUUUAUCAAUUUAUGAGAGCAAAGCAAAACCCUAACUCAACGCACUGCAAAAUGAUGUGCUAAUAAUUUUGUAAAAAAACAAAACAACAGAACAACAACAUAUAAUCCAGUCAUGUUAAAGACAAUUUCAGAAAGAGUGGCAAAUUGAUUCCCAUAAAAUGAUGCUGAUGAUGGUGCUGUUUUCUCCACUAAGGUAGUGCAGAAAUCCACCUCAAAUUAAUUUAUCCAUUACAAGAAUGGCCAGAAUUUAAUUUUUGCCCAUCCCUAGCCUUGUAGUAAACGUGAAAGUCAAGUUAAGAAUGAAAUUGCUCAAAUGCGAGGCCACCCCCCAAAAUGAAUUAAAAAAAAAAAGUUAUGAUGCUGCUUUAGCGCUAUGGUUGGCAACAGUCAUAGACCACUUCUGCAGAAAUCCUUCUGCAGAGAUCUUUAAACUGAAUACGUGAACUGUUUGUCCAUUUCUGUUCUCCUUUUACAGCUGCUUCUUCCAUUCAAAUGAACAUUUUUAUCAAAGGGUCUGAAGAAAGACAAAAUACCCAGAACAAAUAAGUCACCAGACUGGUCUUUGACAUUCAAAGCAUGGGACAGUUGAUUGGGAUAUUGCCUAGUCGUUUGUUGUCAUAUUAUAUAUUAUUUUCUGUUUGUUGAAACAGGACCUCAAAACAACACAACACAUCACCUCAUUUAAUUUUAUUAUACAUAUAUAUAUUUUUUUUGCAUACCAAAAACCUGGGGAGAAGAAACUUCUUUUUUGCACAAUUGCUAACUAAAGAGCUAAUAUUGAGAUAAUAUUUUUGCAUAUACUGUAAGAACGAUCGCUACAACUGAUAGGUUCUGAAUGAAAAUAAGAAGAAAGCCAAAUAUGCAUUUGAAUUUUUUCUCCCAUUCCUUUAUAUUCACAAUUGGAUUGUGUGAAAUCUUGUUUCAAAUUUAAACAACUUUUUGUUUUGUGUUUGGAUUACAUAAAUUAAAAAGUGUAUUGUUAGCAUUUAUUCCCCUUUCUAUCGUAUUUUUUUUUGAUGAAGGGGGAAAAAAAAUUUAUUUGACAGGCACUUUGAAAUGUAAAGGUGUUUAAAUUAAAAGUCUUACAAGUCAAAUUGAUAUGUGGGAAAAGUAUGACAGGUAGCAAUUCUAACCAGGUCUAAACUGCAUAAGCAGUAUAAGUAAUAAAGCUAAUUAAAGCUAUGCAUGUUUCUUCAAAAAGAAAUAAAAAAAGAAAUAAAGAAAGAAGUUAUUUUGACAUGAGAAAAAUGUUCAACAAGAAGCUAUUGGCAACUUCUGAGUUUGUCCUCCCCGGGUUUUCUGUGAGCUGAUCUGAAUUCUAGCACUUUUAAACCUUUGAAAAGAGUAUUUUUUUUCUUGAAAUUUCAGCCGUAUGUGUUUGUAUUUUUUUUUAUUUUGUAUUUGAUCUUGUACAUGUAUGUGCCAUUAGUUCAAUGUGUAGAAUUUAUUAAUCUAUAUGUAUUUUUUUUCCUCCUCUUCCAAAGGAGUAACAGUAUUUUUUGAUAGACUUUCACUAAUAUUUGCUGCGUUUUGCCCCAGCUCUUCUAGCUUUGUGCAUUUUAGGACUUGAGAAACAGCAAGUGUGCUUGUGCUUAGCUUAUCUUUCAAACCCUUGCUGUAAAAGUCAGUUUAACACAAUUCAAAGCUGCAACCUAUUUCUGCAAAUGCAAAAAAGAAAGAGUUGGAGAACAAAGAAAAACAAAACAUCAGUUCCUCCCAUGAUCUUUUUUUUUUUUUUUUUUUUUAAUUAACUAAAUAUUACAGAGCUGACAGGUUUAACUGAUUUACUGGAUUGAGUGAACUCCCUUCAAAUUAAGUUUUGUCAGAUGUCAGGGGGAUUUUAUUGAACAUGGUGAUGGGUAGGCAUCCAACCAGUGCAGCAUUUGAAUCACAUUUCCAGUUGUGCCCUAGAUUAAGAGGAGGCUUCAAAAGGUGUAAGAUUUUUUUUCAGGCUAAUCUCAGUCGUGCUUCUGUGCCCUUUAAAAAAGAGCCUCUCACCCACCGAGAACUUUUAGCCAACAUCAAAAUGGACUUUGAAACAAAACAACAACAAAAAAAACCUCAAGGAGCUCCCCUUCUAGUCACCUCUGAUGGUUCAGAGUCCAUUGGAAGAGAGGAAAAACAUUGAAAGUGUGUGUUGUGAUUAAGGGAAAGUUUAUUUGAUUUCUAAUUUGAUACCCUCUCUAUAAUCAUGUAUCCCGACUUCCUUUAUGAUUGAUUAAAAAGAAAGAAGUCCUUUAUCUCCACUGCACCUACUAGGGAUGCACUUAUCUUAUUUCUCCCAAUAUGUGUAGGAGUCUAACUAAGAUAUUAAAAAGAAAUUAUUAAAAUAUCAUUGAUCUAAGGAGAAAAAAAAUUACAAUCUGACUUAAGGAAAGAAAUGCCUUGCUUUCUUGAAGAGAAAAUGUGCUGUCUGUCGAAAAAGACAUCAAAUUGUAGUUUCAUUUAUUUUAGCUUAAUGUAAGUCUUGCAUUCCAAGCUCUUUAUGUAUCUUGUUUAGCAACAUAGUCCUCUUAUUUUUAGUACUUGCUUAUUACUGCCACCCCUGGGAAAGAAAAAAGUGAAAGAACAAAAAUGGGACAUUUUCAUUCAUCCUUACACUAUUUUAUAUAGCAUGGGAUUUUAUCAGCUACAGGGAGAAUUGUAUAAAAAGUAUAUGACAACCAGUCCACUUUGUAUCACCUACAAUCAGUUGCUGCAAUGUAAAGAGACAGAUAUGUAUAUUGGUUGAUCCAAAGAGAUGACAUUACAACAAAACCUAUUUACUUAUUGUACAGAGCAUUGUACCUUUUGACUUGUAAUGUAUGAUGUUAAAAUCAUUAAAAAAAAGACAAACCCACGGUUUUAUA
Messenger RNA from Pangasianodon hypophthalmus (striped catfish), 6822 nucleotides. It is a transcript of the gene plagl2, whose product is annotated as pleiomorphic adenoma gene-like 2. The coding region runs from base 422 to 2185 and encodes 587 amino acids. Gene Ontology annotation, molecular function: DNA-binding transcription factor activity, RNA polymerase II-specific; RNA polymerase II transcription regulatory region sequence-specific DNA binding. Lineage: Eukaryota; Metazoa; Chordata; Actinopteri; Siluriformes; Pangasiidae. Gene Ontology annotation, cellular component: nucleus. The transcript is spliced from 4 exons. The record is from RefSeq and is a predicted model, not a curated record. Gene Ontology annotation, biological process: regulation of transcription by RNA polymerase II.